UAAAACAAAUUUUUUUUUUCAGUUAAACAUUUCCAAUGAAAAAUUUCAGUUAAUAAAAUUCUUAGUGAAAACGUUUUAGAGAUAAAAAGUAGAAAAUCAUGGAUAAAGAAGACGUUUAUGACUUUUUGGAUAUUGCAUCUAUUUAUGAUAAAACUGGACGCAUACUUGAGGCUGAGUUUCUUUAUCAAAAAAUUGUUCCACAUUUAGUUGAUGAAUACAUUUAUAAAAAGUGCAAGAAGGAUAAAACUGCAUGCUAUGGACCAAUUAGGGACUCUAUAGAACGAAUUGGACUUAUCCGUCAUCACAUCAACAAUUUACUUUUGAAUAGACAUCUCAUAGUAGAAUUCGAAAUCCAAAAUGAUGACAUUAUACAAGGUUAUGGUCAACUUUUUGGUAAGUAUCUACAAACAAAUCUUAAAGAGAUGAUCUUAGAAGAACCGCAACUCAGUAAAGAGCAUGAAAUAAAAAAUCUAUUCAGAUUUUUCAAAGCUGUUACUCUCAAAUGCAGACAACUGUCAUUUGUGAAAAUCUGCACCAAACCUGCAGAGCAGGAUGCGGACAAGCAGCAUGAACUCUUACAGAAGUUGGUGUAUGCCUUCAAUGACAAACGUAAAGUUGGUAUGAAAAUUGAUUUUAAACCAGAUUUAGAGAAAACGAAAAUGAUUCUUAGCAAUGGUUAUAUGAUAACCUUAAGUACUGGCUUACAUAUCUUUAAGAAAGAGAGACUGAGGACAUUAAGUUACGUCACACCCAGCUUAUUCGCUAUCAAACCAAAGUAUAAUCAACUAGGUCAACUUAAAUUUCCUAAUCUGCACAACUUUUAUCGUGCACAUGGUGGUCGGGCAACCGAUUACAAGUGCUAUCCUUGCGCAAUUGAGGUUUGGAAAAUUAAAAGUUUCGGUGAAGUCAUUUAAAAUCAAACAAUAUAUCAAGUAACUUAAAAAGAAUUUUUGUAAACGCAAGUAUCAGAACUUUGAUACGUGGAUGCAACGGUGAACUGUGGUACUAUAUUAAUACUAGAGAAACUCAAUUAAAAAAAACCUAUCAUUCAAGCACAAACAUGUACCAGAAGACGUCAUUUUUAUUUUCAAAACUCAGCCAAUAAAAUUCACAGAACGGGAAACACUGAAUAAAUCAAAAUCAAGGGUAACUUAAAUAUCUCGUAGGUAAAUAUAUUUCAAUAUUAAUCCUUAAAGCAGAUAUAGGGACCAAAAUAGAAGUGCAAAAGAAGAAUCAAUCCUUAAAGCAGAUAUAGGUGCCAAAAUAGAA
Molecule: messenger RNA, 1269 nt
Organism: Teleopsis dalmanni
Lineage: Eukaryota; Metazoa; Arthropoda; Insecta; Diptera; Diopsidae
Exons: 4
Coding region: 99-914 (271 amino acids)
Source: RefSeq, a predicted model, not a curated record